Daphnia carinata is the source of this 1333-nucleotide messenger RNA. RefSeq lists its product as uncharacterized. Gene Ontology annotation, biological process: negative regulation of gene expression via chromosomal CpG island methylation; protein ubiquitination. NCBI's taxonomy places the organism in Eukaryota, Metazoa, Arthropoda, Branchiopoda, Diplostraca, Daphniidae. Gene Ontology annotation, molecular function: ubiquitin protein ligase activity. The transcript is spliced from 6 exons. The record is from RefSeq and is a predicted model, not a curated record. The coding region runs from base 132 to 1217 and encodes 361 amino acids.
UUCAUUGUGGACUGUGUGAAUAAAAGUACUCUUUUAUCUCCAAAUAUUUUUGUGGUAGCUUGAAAAAAAAAGAAACGCCAUCCAGUAUCUUUCCUUGGUUGCAAGCCUUACCUUUUAUAUUGUUUCGCGUCAUGGCACCAGUAAAUAAAGCGGGAUUAAGCGAAUAUGAAUUGCAAAGAAUCAAGAACCUGGAGGAAAACCGACGUAUCUUGGAAAGCAUCAGACAAGAACAAAUCUACACCUAUGGUGAUAUAAAACCAGUUAAACAAACAAAAGACAAAAAAAUUUCUGGUCAAGAGGCUCAGCGUAAAAAGGCAGCUGUUAAAACUGAAUCCUCUGAUGGUAAAAAGGAUAACUCUGAUGUUGAAAAUUCUGGUAUUGUGAGAAGGAAGUCUUCAAGGCUGUGUGGGAAGAAGUUUAAGAUGUCAUGGAGAAAUGCUGAUAAUGGUGGAGAUAAUUCUGAUGACGAAGACUUUGACGAAGCCAAGUAUGAUGAUACAUGCUCUGAUGAUGAAGACUUUGAAGGGCCCAAGAAGAAAAGACGUUCACAGCCAAAAGGACCCAGAGGACCCAAAGUAAAGAUUGUCAUUCCCAAGAACCGUCCUAACUUUUAUGGUGCUGUACCAGGUGUUGAGGUGGGAAGAGCUUGGGAAACCAGAAUGGCAUGCUGCGCAGAUGGAAUUCAUCGGCCAACUGUUGCUGGGAUUCAUGCCGGUCCUGAAGGCGCAUAUUCGCUUUCACUUUCUGGAGGCUAUGAAGACGACGUCGAUAUUGGAGAAUGUUUUACCUACACAGGUGAAGGAGGGCGAGCUCUAAAAGGAACUGACUCGGACCCCAAGAACUUGCGUACAGCACCGCAGAGUAAAGAUCAAACAUUGACGCGUGGAAAUCUGGCUUUGUCACUUAACAUUACAACUCGCAAACCUGUACGAGUCAUUCGCGGAUCUAAUCUGAAGAAUGAAUUUGCGCCUGAAUACGGAUAUCGAUAUGAUGGUCUGUAUACGGUUGAAAAGUAUUGGCAGUGCGUCGGCAAAUCUGGAUUCAAAGUUUACAAAUUUGCUUUAAGACGUUGUCCUGAUCAGGCACCACCUCCCUGGGUGUCUGGCGUUGUAUCUUAUGCCAAUGCAGCGAGCUCCGCAGAAGAGGAAGGAGAUGAAAUGGACGAAGAUGAGGAGCAGAAACCAACAGUUCUCAAAGUGAAACUGUUCAACAAAUGAUAUCUUGCCAUAACCCUUCCUUGGAUUCUAAUGUAAUUAUUUAUACUAUUCAGCGAUGAAGUUAAUAACUCGACAAAUAUUUUUAUAGUGUUCUGAUUAUUAUGUGGUGCAUGAUU